Molecule: messenger RNA, 4192 nt
Organism: Pelodiscus sinensis (Chinese soft-shelled turtle)
Lineage: Eukaryota; Metazoa; Chordata; Testudines; Trionychidae
Source: RefSeq, a predicted model, not a curated record
GAGGGGGUGUCAUGGCUCCUGCGUGGCCCCCUCCCUCCCCUGGUUACUGGGGGGCGGGACUGAGUGAGGGGGUGUCAUGGCUCCUGCGUGGCCCCCUCCCUCCCCUGGUUACUGGGGGGCGGGACUGAGUGAGGGGGUGUCAUGGCUCCUGCGUGGCCCCCUCCCUCCCCUGGUUACUGGGGGGCGGGACUGAGUGAGGGGGUGUCAUGGCUCCUGCGUGGCCCCCUCCCUCCCCUGGUUACUGGGGGGCGGGACUGAGUGAGGGGGUGUCAUGGCUCCUGCGUGGCCCCCUCCCUCCCCUGGUUACUGGGGGGCGGGACUGAGUGAGGGGGUGUCAUGGCUCCUGCGUGGCCCCCUCCCUCCCCUGGUUACUGGGGGGCGGGACUGAGUGAGGGGGUGUCAUGGCUCCUGCGUGGCCCCCUCCCUCCCCUGGUUACUGGGGGGCGGGACUGAGUGAGGGGGUGUCAUGGCUCCUGCGUGGCCCCCUCCCUCCCCUGGUUACUGGGGGGCGGGACUGAGUGAGGGGGUGUCAUGGCUCCUGCGUGGCCCCCUCCCUCCCCUGGUUACUGGGGGGCGGGACUGAGUGAGGGGGUGUCAUGGCUCCUGCGUGGCCCCCUCCCUCCCCUGGUUUCCAGGGGCCAGGACUGAGUGAGGGGGUGUCAUGGCUCCUGUGUGGCCCCCUCCCUUUCCUGGUUACUGCCUGUGUGUGACUGCAAUGUCCUCUACUCUACCCCUUCCUUGGUUAAUGGGGCGUGGGGGAUAGUGGGAUAUACCGUAUAUGUACACAGUGUGCAUGUACAGCUGCGUUCUCCAGUGUGCUGCCAGGUUUGGCCAGGGGCUAUUUUAUCCCCCAUUUUGUGCAGUGUAGUGGAGUUCAGCAUUUGCCCUGGACAUCCUAACUAAAGAGUUGAGGGUUACCUCUCAGGUGGGGCUCCCAGGUUUGUGCUUUAGUGGAGCUGAAUUCUACCUUUGGGAAGCUGUCUAGAGAAUGUCCUGAGCUAACUCCACCAGAAUUUCAUCCCAUUAGGAUUAUUCCAAGAGAGAACUUGUUUUUCUUUGUUUAAUGCAAAUGUGCAAUAUAGAAUGCUUACUAUAUAUUGUGAUACGAAUAUCAGAUGUGCAUGUAAUUAUAACCUUGGGAGGUGUAAUUAUAUCUCUCUCUACAUCACAGGAGAGUUCUCAAACUGUUGCACCAAUGGAGAGAAAAUGCAGUUGCCCAAAGGAAAAUGACAAAGGAAAUUCAGACUUCAGAGCCCUCCCUAUUCACAGAUACAGGAAGAAACUAGUUCAAGCUGUCAGAGACAAUUCAUUUCUUAUUGUGACUGGGGAGACAGGGAGUGGCAAAACUACUCAGCUUCCUCAGUAUCUAUUUAAAGAUGGCUUUGCAAAGCAUGGAGUGAUUGGUGUGACUCAGCCACGCCGAGUAGCUACCUUGUCUGUGGCUCAGAGAGUAGCUGAAGAGAUGAACUCUUCACUAGGAAGCACAGUGGGAUAUCAGGUUCGCUUUGAUGACUGCACCUCUGAGGGUACUGCAAUCAAGUAUAUGACUGAUGGCUGCUUACUGAGACAGAUACUGGCAGACCUCCAUCUUACCAAAUACAGUGUCAUCAUACUGGAUGAAGCCCAUGAGAGGAGUUUAAGCACAGACAUUUUAUUUGGCUUAUUGAAGAGACUGUUCCAGCAGAAGAAGCCGCCCAAGAGAAGAAAAGCCCUGAAGGUAGUGGUGAUGUCAGCCACCCUGAAGGUAGACAAGCUUUCAGAGUUCUUUGGAGGUUGUGCAGUGGUCGACAUUCCAGGAAGGAAUUAUCCUGUUAAGGAGAUAUUUUGUGCUUUGCUUGGCCCAAAGGAUACAGAAAGCUCUACCUAUGUUACAGAGGCUGUAAAAGUGACCCUGGAUAUCCACUUGAAUGAGUCAGCAGGAGACAUCUUGGUGUUUCUGACUGGUCAAUUUGAGAUAGAAAGAACUUGUGACUUGCUUUUCCAGAAAGCAGAAUCUAUUGAUUACCGCUAUGAUGUGCAAGAUUGUUCUGUUGAAGGUUUGCUUAUCUUACCAUUGUAUGGAUCGAUGCCAACAGAUCAGCAGAGAAGAAUAUUUUUGCCUUCUCCACCGGGCAUCAGAAAAUGUGUAGUAGCCACAAAUGUUGCUGCAACUUCUCUGACAAUUGAUGGAAUCAGAUAUGUCGUUGAUAGUGGAUUUGUGAAGCAGUUAAAUCAUAACCCCAGGGUUGGUUUGGACAUACUGGAAGUGGUUCCUAUUUCAAAGAGUGAAGCAAUGCAACGAGCAGGCCGAGCUGGCAGGACAUCAUCUGGAAAAUGCUACAGGGUGUACAGCAAGGAAUUCUGGGGUCAGUGUAUGCCUGAUCACAUGAUCCCAGAGAUUAAGAGAACCAGUCUUACAUCUGUCAUCUUGACCUUGAAGUGCCUUGCUGUACAUGAUGUCAUAAGGUUCCCCUAUUUGGACCGCCCUGAAGAGAGGCAUAUUUUAGAGGCUCUUAAACAACUUUACCAGUGUGAUGCUAUUGACAGGAGAGGCCACGUGACAAGACUGGGAGAGUUUUUGGUGCAAUUUCCUCUUCCUCCAAACUUGACCUGUGCUGUCAUAAAGGCAGCUUCUCUUGACUGCGAAGAUCUGUUGCUUCCCAUAGCUGCGAUGUUGUCUGUGGAAAAUGUCUUCAUACGACCAGCUGAGCUUCAGAAACAAAAGGAAGCAGAACUCCGACACCAGGAGCUGUCAUUACAGGCCGGAGGAUGCAAUGAUUUUGCAACCCUUUUGAACAUCUUUGAGCAGUGCAAAUCCAGCAAGUCCCCUGCAGUGUGGUGCCAGAAACACUGGAUCCACUUCAGGGCUUUAAAAUCUGCUUUUAGUGUGGACACACAACUUCAGGAAAUAACCAGUAAGCUUAAACAGCUGUCAGACUUCCCAAGAGAGCGUUUUGAUGGUUCCAGAAAUGAAAUACUCCAAAGAUGUCUGUGCACGGGGUACUUCGCCAAUGUAGCCAGAAGAUCUGCAGGCAGGACUUUCUGCACGAUGGACGGACAUGGUAGCAUAGUCCAUAUUCAUCCUUCAUCAGCACUUCAUGACCAGGAACCUCAACCUGAAUGGAUCAUCUUCCAUGAUGUCCUGGUCACAUCUAAAAUUUAUGUGAGGACAGUGUGUCCUAUUCGCUAUGAGUGGGUCAAAGACUUGUUGCCUAAGCUACAUGAAAUUGAUGUGUACGAACUGAGCAGCGUGGCACGGGAAGAGGUGACUGAGGAGGAAAUAACCAAAUGGCAAAACAAGGAAGAUCUUAAACGACAAUCUGCAAGACUAACAGAUGACUCUGCCAAGAAGAUGGAGAAAAGGAAUGAUGAUAAAUCAAUCCAGGAUGCCAGAUUGCGUUACCUCCAGAGAAAACAGCAAAGAGCACAGUGUAUAACUGCUAUGCCGAAGGAGAUGGACUGACACAGUAACUGGUAUUCCAGCAAUAGCACUCAGUGCAGCUGCUUGUUGUGAAGCUUGCAGCAUAUCUCAUCCGCACCACAUGGUGAGAACUGAAGGAAGCUGCCAGUUCACUUGGAGUUUAUCCAUUUGGGGGCACAAACCUGAUGCUUCUCGCUGUUUUCAUGAUGGACAGUGGGGAAAAGCUUCAAUGAGCUGAACUUUCACGGCCGUGUGUCAUAGGAAGUAACUUGUUCACCACCAAUGUGCCUGUUCUGUGUCCUACAGCUGGAACCGGAGUUAGCUAUAAAAAUGGGCAUUAGGGCUGUGAAUGGUUAACCAGUAAGCAUCACCCUUACUGCAUGAUUCUUAUUGGUUAUGGUUAACCGCAACCUGGCCAGACUGCAGCAGAAUCCCCAACCCAACGUGAAUGGGGGGUGCUCCAGCCUACCCAGAGCAGCCCCCACCCACAACAGGAAUGGGGCUGGGCCCACCACCCAGCCAGAACAGUCCCCGCCCAUGGCAGGGGGGCUAAGCUGGCCACGCCACAGGCCCCCAUAAUGUUUAGCCAGUUAACUUAUUAAACAGAUUUUUCAAUCUCUAAUGAGCAUUAUGUCAAUGCAGUUUUUGCAACAUUUUCUUGAAAAGUUUUUGAAAUGGAGUAUAACUGUGCAGUGUUACUUUUUUUAAAAAAAGUGUAUAUUUUAUUUCUUUCUGUAAAUUGUUACUUGUGGUGUGAUUGUUUUACUGACUGAUGUAUAUUUACCAUUGCGU